Messenger RNA from Hibiscus syriacus, 747 nucleotides. Its product is annotated as peroxisomal trans-2-enoyl-CoA reductase-like. NCBI's taxonomy places the organism in Eukaryota, Viridiplantae, Streptophyta, Magnoliopsida, Malvales, Malvaceae. The record is from RefSeq and is a predicted model, not a curated record.
AUGUUUUACUCCCGUGGUCACCGAUCUACGGUGGCCAGGGAGUUACGGUUUACUUCCUCGGCGGGGGACUGGGGAGAAGGAAAUUGUUUCGGCAUCCAUUCUGUUCUUGGGAAUGCGGAGCAGCAGCAACUAGAGCCAUGGACCGACCUCAGCGGCAAAGUGGUGAUGGUGACGGGGGCAUCUUCCGGCUUAGGUCGUGAUUUUUGUCUCGACUUGGCUAAAGCCGGCUGUCGUAUUGUGGCUGCCGCACGCCGUGUUGAUCGCAUUAAAUCCCUUGGUGAUAUCAAUUGCUUCAGCUUUCCUGAACCCCAGUCUAGUGGCCCUCGAACUGUUUCCGUUGAGCUUGAUGUAUGUGCUGAUGGAGCCACCAUACAGAGUUCCGUGAAAGCAACUUGGGAUGCCUUUGGGAGGAUCGAUGGUUUAAUAAACAACGCUGGCAUUAGAGGUCAGGUGAAGAGUCCUUUGGAAUUUUCAGAGGAGGAAUGGAAUCAGAAUAUUAGAACCAAUUUAACAGGGUCUUGGUUGGUGCCAAAGUAUGUUGCGACGCACAUGCGCGAUGCAAAUCAAGGAGGAUCCAUAAUCAACAUAAUCAAGGACUGGUUAACAAAAGUGGCCGAGAGAAAGGUUCCCCCAAGAACAUUCGGAGUACGUAUCCGGCAAUAUAUUCAUCGUCGAUGCUGGGGCUACCUUGCGCGGUGUUCCCAUAUUUUCUUCGCUUUGAGGAUGCAAUCCCCUGUAUAUAAAUAG